UGCAAUGAAGCCAGGAGGGGGAGAAUUUGCAUUGAAUCCCCAUGCAACAUCAUACGUACCACUCUAUAAAAGAGUGGACCAUGUUGAUAUGGAGAUGAGUUUUGCAGGCGUCCAAGUGACGGUGCCCAAGAAUUCGUCUGAAGUGGCGUACAAGCUGAUACGGGAUGAUGAUGAUCUGGAUAUGGAGAUGGAGAUCAUGGAGAUGGAGAUAGACAUGGAUAUUGAAUACCUUUUAGUGACAUUCUCUGGUCUCUCUCAAGAGUCUAUUACUGAUGUAUACCUGGCCAAUAGCGGUGAUCUUGAAGCAACCAUUGAGAUGCUCAAUCAGCUUGAGAUAUACAGCAAUGAAGCUCACGAAAACCUCCUAGAGACGCUGGAUAUUGGGAAUAUGUGUGAAUCAGGGCCUUCGACUUCAAAAGGUUCAACACAAAAGAAGGUAGCUACUGAAGUCGCUGCAUCAUCAUCAUCGGUUAUCCCCAGUGCACCUGUAUCGGCCUGAUCUGAUGAUACCUUGGUUGUGAUUUUUUUUUAAUUAUUUAAUUUGUGUAUGCACACCCAUAAUAAGUACAGUAAUGAAUGGGGGCUGUGUAUUAAUGAACUUGAUGUAAUCUUAGAGGAAUUUAAUGAAAGUGGC
Molecule: messenger RNA, 634 nt
Organism: Raphanus sativus (radish)
Lineage: Eukaryota; Viridiplantae; Streptophyta; Magnoliopsida; Brassicales; Brassicaceae
Product: polyadenylate-binding protein-interacting protein 5
Exons: 2
Coding region: 5-499 (164 amino acids)
Molecular function (GO): ubiquitin binding
Source: RefSeq, a predicted model, not a curated record